Messenger RNA from Plasmodium malariae, 855 nucleotides. RefSeq names its product tetratricopeptide repeat protein, putative. NCBI's taxonomy places the organism in Eukaryota, Apicomplexa, Aconoidasida, Haemosporida, Plasmodiidae. The record is from RefSeq and is a predicted model, not a curated record. The transcript has a single exon. The coding region runs from base 1 to 855 and encodes 284 amino acids. Gene Ontology annotation, molecular function: protein binding.
AUGGGAGGGUCUGCCAGCAAAAAUAUGGAGUAUUAUAAUUACGCGAGUAUGAAACUACUCGAUUCAGAAAGAUUAGAAACUGAAGAAGAGAUAUAUUUUAAAGAAAGUGAUAUACAACUGAUUGUUAAAAAAGCAAGAGAGAUACGGAAUUGUAGUUAUAAUGACUCCUUAGAUUUGUAUUUGAAAGCAUUGAAAAUUUUAAAAAAAAUGAAAGACAGUAAUGCAAAAAUAUAUAAAAAUAUUGUAGAAUUUGAAUUAAGGCCGCAAGAAAUAGUUCAAAAUAAUUCUGUGAAUUCUAAUUGGAAAGGAAACAAUAAUGAAGAAACAUGUACAGACUAUCCAUCAUCAAAUUAUCACAAUGAUGAGAAUAAAAACGUUACUAUAAAUAAAAAAAUUGCAUCAGUGUAUAAUGAAAUUGCGGAUCUAUGUUGUAUACAUGAUUUUAUAGAUAAAUCUUUAUUCUAUUAUGACAAGGCUAUUUCUUACAAUCCAUCCAAAAUUGAAUAUAUAUAUAAAAAAGGAGUUUUAUAUCAACAAAUGAAUGAUACAGAAAAAGCUAUAAAUACAUUUAAACUAAUUCUUUCCUCGGAUCCGAAUAAUAUACCUACCUUGUUCUCUUUAGGUAAUCUAUAUAGAUAUAUUGAUAGCAAUAUUGCCCUAUCGCAUUUUGAAGCAAUACUUAAAAAGGAACCAAAUAAUACGGAAGUAUUAUCUUUAAUUGCAUCUUGUUAUGAUGACCUUGGUAGGAUAAAUGAAGCUAUCACUUUCCAGAAUAAGGCUGUGCAGAUAAACCCGGACAACUUCAAUCAUAAGAAGUUUGCGCAGAAGCUUAUAGAGAUGAAGUUGCAGCAUUGA